AUGAAUAAAUUCGGAUAUUAGAAUAACAUCCAAAAAUAUAAAUGGUUUCAAAGUACUAAAUCAAAAAAUCGCAGUUUCUAUCGACACAGAACUCCUAUGAUGAUCAUCAUUUUUGGUGCCCCAAGCAUAGGAAAAUCUCUAUUAGCAAAUUACUUAGCAGAAAGGCUUAAUAUCUCAAAUGUCUUGCACACUGAUAUUGUUGAAAUGGUUAUGAGGAGUAUAAAUCCAGAACAAUUCACUUAUGAUGAAAAUCAGGAUUUCAUUACAAAGUUUAAGAAGGUAAAAGAAUUAGAAUUAAUUAAGAGAAUUGCAGAUUGAUCAGAAGAGGAAUUUCAACUGAUAUAUCUAAAUUUUUAUCUGAGGGGAAAGCAGUCAUUAUUGAAGGAAGUGCAGCAAUGCCAGAAUAUUAUUUAGAAGCUAUUGAUCAAUAAGAUCCCGAGGAUGAUCAACAAUAAUUUCAAUUAAUUGCAAGUUUCACUUAAAAUGAUAUUAAACUCAAAAAACCUCAAAGAAAGGAUUUGAUACUUUUUAAUCAUUAGAAAAAAUUAAACACACAAUUUAAAAUCAUCUUCCCAUAACCAGAUUUAGAUGUUGAAAAUUAAUAAUAAAUUUAAAAAUAAUUAAAUUUAUGUAAAGAUUUGGAUAAAAUUGUAAAUCUUUGAUAAAUUCAAUUAGGAUUAAUCUCAUUCUAUGAUUUUAGGUUUCUUGCCAAUCUUAUCUAGAAAUGACCACUUACAUAAUAUUAAAAAUAACACGAGUAAGAAGAUACCAAAAGACUAAAUAGAAGAAAAAUUAAACUAAUUUCAAUCUAUUCAAAAUGAACUAUUAAAAUAAAGAAGCAAAUGCAUUCUCUUACCUAUAAAUUGA
This is a messenger RNA of Paramecium octaurelia, 867 nucleotides long. NCBI's taxonomy places the organism in Eukaryota, Ciliophora, Oligohymenophorea, Peniculida, Parameciidae. The record is from the annotation of a GenBank genome assembly.